AUCCGUCAACUAGAGGGGGUGGGAGACUGUUUUUAAACCAUUCUUGUACAUCACUUCGAUAAGCUACAGUUACUGUAAACCUAUGUGUAUAUUAAAAUCCCACUCACUUGACAUUCCAACUACGUUCGAACUGUCAUUCAAAACGAAAAUAUAUGAGUAGGUUCUUUAUUCAUCGCAGGCUAUUUUGGGCAAGAGGCUUCCGUUGUCGACUGGGAGCCGGAGAUAUGUGUGUGUGACAGCCGGCGAUGAAGAAACCAGAAUGUACGCGGAAUGACUAAAAGAGUUGAAGGAAAAUAAUCGAACCGGUUCAAAGGCAACAAUCUGAACUUCUUUAAAGAAAUUCAGCUUGAACAUUUAAGCCUGUGGGCACCGUUGGAAAGACUGCCACCAUGGUGCAGAAAUAUCAGUCCCCUGUUCGGGUCUACAAGCACCCCUUCGAGCUGGUGAUGGCGGCCUACGAGAGGAGGUUCCCCACAUGCCCGCUCAUCCCCAUGUUCGUGGGCAGCGACGUGAUGGACGAGCAGGCCAGCGAAGACGGGGCCACUCACAGGAUAGAGCGCCGCUGCAAACUGGACGUGGACGCCCCCCGUCUGCUCAAAAGGAUCGCCGGGGUGGACUACGUGUACUUCAUCCAGAAGAACAGUCUGGACCGCCGGGAGAGGACGCUGCACAUCGAGUCUCACAACGAGACCUUCUCCAACCGGGUGAUCAUCCACGAGCUGUGCUGCUACUCGGUUCACCCCGACAAUGAGGAGUGGACGUGUUUCGAGCAGUCGGCCAGCCUGGACAUCAAGUCCUUCUUCGGCUUCGAGAGCACCGUGGAGAAGAUCGCCAUGAAGCAGUACGCCAGCAGCAUCAAAAAGGGUAAGGAGAUCAUCGAGUAUUAUCUGAAGGAACUGGACGAGGAGGGGGUGACCCACUUGCCCCGCUGGUCCCCUGCUCCGGACUGCCCCGCCCAGCCCUGCGUCACUGCCCGACCCGAACUGCCCGUCACCCCUGCCAUUGCCAUCCCGGCAGCCAGUGCCAAAGACACGCAGUCCACGCAGUCCAACAAGGACAACACCAGCCUGGCAGAGAGCCUGAACGAGCCUCUCGCCGGAACCCCCGAUGACAAACUGGACGCUGACUAUAUUCAUCGCUACCUGGGAGACCUGACGCCGCUACAGGAGAGCUGCCUGAUCCGCCUGCGUCAGUGGCUGCAGGAAACGCACAAGGGCAAGAUCCCCAAAGACGAGCACAUCCUGCGCUUCCUGCGCGCGCGGGACUUCAACAUGGACAAGGCGCGCGAGAUCCUGUGCCAGUCGCUCACCUGGAGGAAGCAGCACCAGGUGGACUACCUGCUGGAGACCUGGAACUCCCCGCAGGUGCUCAACGACUACUACACCGGCGGCUGGCACCACCACGACAAAGACGGACGUCCUCUCUACAUCCUGCGUCUGGGACAGAUGGACACGAAGGGGCUGGUGCGAGCCCUGGGGGAGGAGUCUCUGCUCCGACACGUGCUGUCCAUCAACGAGGAGGGCCUGAGGCGCUGCGAGGAGAACACCAAAGUCUUCGGCCGGCCAAUCAGCUGCUGGACGUGUCUGGUGGACCUGGAGGGGCUGAACAUGAGGCACCUGUGGAGGCCCGGAGUGAAGGCCCUGCUGCGCAUCAUCGAGGUGGUGGAGGCCAACUACCCCGAGACCCUGGGGCGACUGCUCAUCCUGCGAGCGCCCCGAGUCUUCCCCGUGCUCUGGACCCUGGUCAGUCCCUUCAUCGACGAGAACACCCGAAAAAAGUUCCUCAUCUACGCCGGCAACGACUACCAAGGGCCCGGAGGGCUGGUGGACUACAUCGAUAAAGAGGUCAUCCCCGACUUCCUGGGAGGAGACUGCAUGUGUGAGGUUCCAGAGGGAGGACUCGUGCCCAAGUCUCUGUAUAGGACUGCUGAGGAGCUGGAGAACGAGGACAUCCGUCUGUGGACUGAGACCAUCUACCAGAGCGCCAGCGUCUUCAAGGGAGCGCCGCACGAGCUGCUGAUCGAGAUCAUCGACGCCUCCUCGGUCAUCACCUGGGACUUUGACGUGUGUAAGGGCGACAUCAUCUUCAACAUCUUCCACUCCAAGAGGGCGCCCCAGCCCCCCAAGAAGGACACGCUGGGGGCCCACGGCAUCACCUCGCCAGGGGGCAACAACGUGCAGCUCAUCGAUAAGUCCUGGAUGCUGGGACAGGACUACAGCAUGGUGGAGUCUCCCCUCAUCUGCAAGGAGGGAGAGAGUGUGCAGGGCUCCCAUGUGACCCGGUGGCCGGGGUUCUACAUCCUGCAGUGGCGGUUCCACAGCAUGCCGGCGUGCGCCACCACGAACCUGCCCCGCGUGGACGAUGUGCUGGCCACCCUGCAGGUCUCCUCGCACAAGUGCAAAGUCAUGUACUACACCGAGGUGCUGGGCUCAGAGGACUUCAGAAACGCUUGCUGCAAUGUGCAGGGAUUGGGCUCGAUGACCAGUCUGGAGUCCAGCCACAGCGGCUUCUCCCAGCUCAGCGCCGCCACCACAUCGUCCAGCCAAUCGCAGUCCAGCUCCAUGAUCUCCAGGUAGUGUCCCGGGACCCGCCAGGAGGAAAAGCGGCGGACCCUGGGAAGGAAUCCGUGCGGGAAUACCUCACACUCCUCACACAGCGACCUCCUCCACAGUCCUGAUACUGUACUCCCCCGUCUCCAGCUCCAGCACCCUGCACAGCACAAGAGAAAGGCAUAUUUGCUGAGGAAAAAAAAAAACAAGAAAAAAGAAAAGAAAAAAAACUGAAUUCUUAUUCAAAGGGCUCUGUUUCACAUCAGGUCUUCAGCACCAGCAGGCAACGGGGAAAGAGUCUGCACAUUAACAAAACACUUCUGACUUAACCGAGUUUGCUGAAAGUGGUGUACUUUUCCCUGGACAAAGCAAUUUGGUAACUCGUAUGGAGGGUUUUGGAACACGAUGUUAAAACUAUUUUAUCCCCACAGUACAUAGACAAGGACAAGUUCACACCCAUAUGCACAUGCGUGCACACACACACACACACACACACACACAGAGACACACACAUGCGCGCACGCACCCGGACACAUCUGCACACGGUUAUUUUUUUGGUGAAAUGUUUAUAGGUCAAGUUUGGGGGAACACCAAGCGUCUGCCAGAAGCAAUAAAUUAAAUUGUAUUUCUACUGUUUAUAUUUAUAGAGGAUGUGUAUGGAGGCACGUCCUCAGCGUGUGGUCUACUUCACAGAGCUACUUGAGAGGUUUGCAGACAACCACAGCAGCAACCUGCCAUUUGCUCUGGGGUUUGUCACCAGAGGCUUGCUCUUGCACAAAAUGGCGGUUAGAUAUCAAUAAGACAGCAGUCUGUACUGGAGUGAGCUUGAAGUAUUAUAUCUGUGAAUCUUACGCUCAUGGAAAUGCCUUUUGAACUGAUGUUGAAUGUGCUACCGAUCUCAGUCCAGCUGACUGGUCGAUCGUUGCCAGAACUGGAAGCAUGAUAAUAAUAAUUAGCCGAUUUGAUUUAAUAGGUCAGACUUUUGGAGUGUUAUGAAUUGUUAAAAAGGUGUGAUUGCAUUGUGUGUGGUGAUUUGCAUUGUUGCUAAGAUGCCAUAUGUAAAUGGGUGUUGUUGGUGGGGUUUGUGUGUUAUUUAGCAUUCUAAUGAGGGAGGCACUCCGGGUGAGCGGGGCUACUGUGGUGCCUCACAGUAGGCUCUCAUAGGGAGAGUUUGGGUAGGAUGAAGAGUUGCCAUUUGUAAUAAUUUAGCCCAGGUAAGUAGGCUAACUGAGGGGGCCACUCAGUGCUUAUAUGGUCCACCUCACUGUUGGUCUGGUGGUUUAGUGAUCUGGGGCAGGUACAGUGUGCUCCGCCCCUUCCCUGGCCUAUGUGUGAUACAUGCCAUCUCAAUUGCCUUCAUCCCCAGCUUUCACACAGUUUCUCAACACAUUUCAAGAAAAAUGCAGCGGCGACAAGAGGCCAUGGCACUUCAAGUUCGGGACAUUUGCCCUGCACUUUUUCGAAAGCACAAAAUAUCAGUAACGUUCAAAUUGCUAACUGGAGAAGCGGCCAUUUCGGCCCCCUGUCCUCUUUUAAACUGCCAUUUUCCGAGAGGAGUGGUGUUUUCAGCCUCAGGUGGUCAGUGGAGACGCGGGAGGUUUGGCAGGGCGGUCUCGGGUCCGGUCGUUUCGACCGCGCCGCCGCUCCAGCCCCCAAAACCAGCGUGGUCGUGGUGCCACCCUGCAGCCAAUCAGAGAAGAGCCCAAAAAGCUCAGCGCUCACACUCCGCCAACCAGGCGAAGGCCACGAGUUUUUUUUUGAAAGUGCUUUUUCACAAGAUGUUUUUUAAACGGUGAACUCCACUUUAAAGUGAACAUUUGUACAGAUUAUUGCAAUAACUAAUGAUGCGUUACAAACAAAACUAACAGUGUAGAUAGACUCCCCUCUCCAGGGAUUGAUCCUGUUGCAGGCUGUCCGCGGGCAAGAGUUUCUCAUCUACAUUUCAGUCGUUCGUGUACGAGGAGCAGCAUAUUAACUCGUCUCCGGUGUCCUUUUGAACCCCGCCUCUCGAUGCGGCAUGCUAAUCGCUAGAUGCACCCCUUUGCUUCUCCCUCAGAGGUGACCCUGGACCCUGGUGGAAGGGCACACAACCUGCUCAGCAUGAGUAUGUACCCCACUUGUUGUCUUUGGAAUGGAGUCUGUUCCCCCCCCCCCCCCCCCCCCUUACUCAUCUCAUGAUCUUUUAGACUGGUUGUGUCAGGAAAGGAUUUUAAUAUUUCUGAAGGGGAGGGCGCACGUCUCUUUACUAACCGGCCCCACAGCUGUGCGUCGAGUGGCGGUGUUGCCGAUGAAGUGAUAAUUCGGCGCAUUAACAGAUGACAUGUUUGUAUAUAUAUUAAAACCAGCUUCUGUAAAUGUCCUCGUCUUUCAUGUGAGGGCUCCCUGUGUCCUCUCUUCAGUUUCUGUGCUAACUCUCAGCCUGUCCGCCUCCCUCUAUGAGGUCGCAUAUCUUAUUCUGAGAAUUUACCUGUAAAAAAAAUGUUUGAAUUAAUAUACACAAAAAAAAUAGCACCUUUAAAGUUUUCAAAACUAUUAAACUUGAACUCAAAGGAAAAA
Conger conger (European conger) is the source of this 5105-nucleotide messenger RNA. RefSeq names its product SEC14-like protein 1. The coding region runs from base 390 to 2576 and encodes 728 amino acids. The transcript is spliced from 17 exons. Lineage: Eukaryota; Metazoa; Chordata; Actinopteri; Anguilliformes; Congridae. Gene Ontology annotation, biological process: negative regulation of RIG-I signaling pathway. Gene Ontology annotation, cellular component: cytoplasm; cytosol. The record is from RefSeq and is a predicted model, not a curated record. Gene Ontology annotation, molecular function: RIG-I binding.